Messenger RNA from Cucumis melo (muskmelon), 1222 nucleotides. RefSeq names its product plasmodesmata-located protein 2-like. Gene Ontology annotation, biological process: transport of virus in multicellular host; plasmodesmata-mediated intercellular transport. The record is from RefSeq and is a predicted model, not a curated record. The transcript has 2 exons. Gene Ontology annotation, cellular component: plasmodesma. Bases 232 to 1083 code for a protein of 283 amino acids. NCBI's taxonomy places the organism in Eukaryota, Viridiplantae, Streptophyta, Magnoliopsida, Cucurbitales, Cucurbitaceae.
AAAAUAUAUCAAAUCCGUACCGAAAAGACCGAAAUGAGCUAGGUGAGACCAAAAAAGAAUAAACUUUUGUGAUGAUGAUGAAAUUUAAACUUUUUAUUAUUAAUAGUUUCAUGUGGGAUUCAUCAUUUCCUAUAUUUUAAUUCAUGAUAUACUGAGGCAGAUAACUUCAAGAAUACAAGUAUAUAUUCAAAUAGUUGUAUCAUUCGCUCUCUUCUUCCCACCUGAAAACCAAUGGAACCCAUCAAAAAAUCUCCACAUAUCUUCUACCUUCUCCUCAUCCUGAUCAUCCCAAAUUGCCACUCAGAACCAGACCACAACGCCUUAGUCUACCACUACUGCACCAAUAACAACCAACCACCCACAUCAACAUCAAUGUCCGAAACCCUCUCAUCUCUCUUCGAAGCCCUCAUCAAGCAGUCCACAAACUCCACCUUCCACAGACAAACCACCGCCCAGACCGGCAUCCCGAUUUCGGCCGAGUACCAGUGCAGAGGGGACAUGAGUUUAAUGGGCUGCAAAAGCUGCGUAACUCAGCUAGGCAUUUUGUCGAACAGGUUGUGUGCAGGAGCGAAAACAGGGCGUGUACAGUUGAAAGGCUGCUAUGUGCGGUAUGAGACGGAUGGAGAGGAAGAGAAGGAGGAGUAUGGGGAGUUGGUGCAUAAGGAGUGUGGAGAAAGAAAGGUGGGCGGCGGCGGUGGUGGAUAUGAGGCGGCGGCGCUGUGGGAAGUGGAAGAGGGGAUUUUGAGGAGUGGGAUUGGGUAUUUUGAGGGGAGGAAUGAGGGAGUGAGGGUGGUGGCGCAGUGUGAAGGAGCGUUGUUGGGAUUGGGGUGUGAUUGUGCGGAGUGUGUGAGUCGUGCCGUGGAGGUGCUGCGCCAGGACUGCCGUGGAAGCCUUGAUGGGAGUGUUUAUUUGGAUGGAUGCUAUGUUACCUAUUACACCUACCAUCUACUAGGUGACGAGAAGAAUGGUUCAAGUGGAAAGUCGGUAGCAAUUGUGUUGGGUGGUGCAGCAACUCUUGGAUUGGGGUUUAUCUUUAUUCUAUUGAUAUUCCGCAAGACUUGCGGAAAAAAAGACGAUGAUUAAUUGAUACUGGUUCAAAAUAUAAAUUUUCUUUUAAAGGAUAAAUGAUAAAAAAAAUAUUUAAAAAUAUAGUAAAAUUUGGUAACCUACCUACCAAAUCAAUGUCUAUGAUCAUAUACUAAUUAUAGAUUAUAGUAGUCUA